Molecule: messenger RNA, 6709 nt
Organism: Stegastes partitus (bicolor damselfish)
Lineage: Eukaryota; Metazoa; Chordata; Actinopteri; Pomacentridae
Product: interferon-induced very large GTPase 1-like
Exons: 2
Coding region: 1-6345 (2114 amino acids)
Molecular function (GO): GTP binding
Source: RefSeq, a predicted model, not a curated record
AUGGACCACGAAUAUACCUAUAGAGACCUGUUGAAGCUUCUUUCAAAACUCGGAUUGGACAAAUUUUAUCCCAACAAGCUCCGUCUACAGAGUCUCUUAGAGAUAAACAAAAGCAGCACGUCUGAUGAAACUGUCAAAUCAGUCGAGGAAAUACCAUGGUGCUUUCUCAGAAGACUGCUUAAAAUCAAUGCAGAAUGCAGAAAUGCUACACAAUUGCCAAAAAGCAAUGAUGACCUGGAAGAAGACGAUGAUAUAUUUGAAAUUGACCCAUAUACAGCAGAUAAUUCUGCAUACAAUGGAGUUCACCCUCUUGACCUCAUCAUGGCGCUCUUCCUUUGUGCUGACAGCUUCUUGAAACAGGAAAUGGCCCUCAAGAUGUCAAUGUGCCAGUUUUCUGUCCCACUGCUGUUGCCUCAUGGCAAUAAGAAUCAGUGCAGCCUGAUGCUUUGGGCUCUGAGAGACAUCGUGAAAGAGUGGCGUCCACAUGAUCUGUCCCAAUCAAGAGGUUUUGUUGAAGACAACAUUGUCCAAGCAAAAAUGCCAUUUUAUUCCUUUGUGAGGCUGAAAAAUUGCAGCUUAUCAAAGUCCCAGAUUUUGAAUCAGGUUCUCAGCCGUGGACAGCAGAAUCACAAUAUCUUCAUACACAGAGAGAUGAAAGGAGGAACACUUCACAGAGAAAUAGCCAAUGGAUUGGCAGAAGUUUGCUGGUACCUUCCCUGUGGAAGAGAAAAUCUGGACAUAUUUCCAGAGCCAGUCGCCUUCGCCAAUUUACGAGGAGACAUCUGUGAGUCACUCGCACAAUUCAACUUUCUUUAUCAAGUAUCAACUGCUACCUUUGUGUUUCUGGACAAAAUUGAAGAAAAUGAGCACAAGAUUUUGACUUCUCUUCAAGAUACAACAUCAAAACUCUUCUUGGUAGUUAAUCGCAGAGAUGAUGGUGCCAGAGAGGACAUGAUGUCUAUCAAGACAACAGUGGAAACAUUACAUUUGCCAAAAAGCAAUGUGACAGUAAAACACACAAGAGUGAAUACUGCAGAUUUUUCAGAGAAACUAUGUGAAGCCAUCAAGACCUCAUCAACAUCUGCAACAACCAUUGACAGUAUGCUUGAAAAAGCAACUGAAUUUGGACUUUCUGUAGAUGAAUGUAGCAGUGACGACCAAAAGAAGGCAGCUGAGAAGAUGGUAAAGGACAUUAAAGUGAACAGUCACUACAAGAAACAACAACUUCUUUUGCAGGAAGACAACUGGAAAAGGUUAUCACAAUUAGAAAAGGAGGAGUGUAGACUGAAGAAUUCUGGUGACUCAGGACUGGAAGAGUAUAAAGCUCAGCUGCAAGAGGAGCAAAAACAAAUCAAAGAGGAGCAAAAGAAAUACAAAUUGUCUGAAGGAAUGAAGACUUUUAUUGAUAACUUAUCUACAAGUGACAAAGAAAAAAGAGAUUUUUUCCUAAAGUGGAUGAAACUCAAGCUUGAUACACAAUCACGGAGCAGACUGCCUGCACUGCGUAACAAGUUCAAAGAGGCAAGCAAGGCAAAAGAUGCAAAAGUCAUGGCAGAGUUGGAUCAAACUUUUUUGAAUGCUUCUUUAGGAAUAGAGCAUUACAUGAGAGAGAUGGGACUGAUCUACGAGGUUUCCUUGCACUCACAAGAAAGUGCUGAUAAAAUGUCUCAUCUACCAGGUGUGGCUGCUGAAAUGCUGUUGGAUGGUUAUCCUUUAGAGCUCUUGGAUGGAGAUGCUUCUAAUAUCCCACAGAGAUGGGUGACAGAUGUGCUGAUGGAGCUCCACAAGAAGGUUGGAGAGAGCAGCAGAUUGUUGGUACUGACUGUGUUGGGUGUUCAAAGUUCAGGGAAGUCAACACUCCUCAACACCAUGUUUGGUGUGCAGUUUCCUGUCAGCAGUGGCAGAUGCACAAGAGGAGCCUACAUGGUCUUCCUUAGAGUUGGAGAAGAUUUGAAAAGGGAGCUGAAUUAUGACUUUGUGGUUCUCAUUGACACAGAGGGUCUAAAAUCUCCUGAUCUGGCACAACUAGAGGACAGUUAUGAACAUGACAACCAGCUGGCAACCUUUGUCAUCGGCUUGAGUGAUGUAACCAUCAUCAACAUCGCAAUGGAGAACGCAAAUGAAAUGAAAGAUGUCUUGCAAAUCACAGCUCAUGCAUUCUUGAGAAUAAGGCAAAUUGGGAAAAAGCCAGUUUGUCAUUUUGUUCACCAAAAUGUUGCAGGAGUCUCAGCUCAUUCCAAGUGCAUGACAGAAAGACAACAUCUCUUGGACCAACUCAAUGAAAUGACUCAAAUUGCAGCUGAAAUGGAAAGACAGCCUUCUUUCAAAGCAUUCACAGAUGUGCUGGACUAUGACAUAGAAAAAAACAACUGGAACAUCCCAGGACUCUGGCAUGGAAUCCCUCCAAUGGCACCGGUGAACACAGGUUACAGUGAAGCUGUGGCAGAUUUCAAGAAAAAUCUUUUGGAGACAAUGAAAAGUGACAGAAGCAAUGAAACCACACAGAUCCCAGAGUUUCUAGAGUGGAUGAAAAGUCUCUGGAAGGCAUUGAAGUACGAGAACUUCAUCUUUAGUUUCAGAAACACUCUUGUGGCUCAUGCCUACGACAACCUCUGCAAACAUUUCAGUCAAUGGGAAUGGGAGUUCAGAAAAGAUAUUCUGUCCUGGGAGACAGAAGCAGAGACAGAAAUCAAAAAUGCUGACAUCGAAUCUCAACUGGGAACUUGGUCUGAACUGGUGGAAUUCAAAAAAUCUGACGUGUCCAGAAAAAUUCAAAAUGGACAAAAAAUAAUGACAAAAAAACUGCGCGAGUACUACCAAAACAAAGACAGACACGUAAAUCUGAUAGAAAAGUACAAAACUGACUUCAUCAAAAGAAUCAAUAGUAUUGCGAAGGAAACUCAACAAUCUGUGGCAACAAACCUAGAUUGCAUCCUUGAGUUAAAAACAAGUGCAAAAAAAGCUCAGAACAUACAGAGACAAUACAGAGAUGUCAUUGAAGAGAAGGUCAUGAAGCUCCUGAGUGACUGCAAAGACACCACACCGUCUGAUGAACAACUGACAGAUGUGUUUGAAGACAUGUGGGCUAAAGCCACUGCAAAUAUCUCUGGCCUGAAAGAGCGAGAUAUCACAAGAUGUGUAGAGACCGAGUUGAGAAAAAGUUUCUCAAACCGGAAUGUCAAUGAUGAAUUACAGGGCAUUGACCUAAAGGAAGUUGGGACGGGUCCAUUUAAAACCCACAGAGGCCAUGUCAACAAAAUGCAUCUACACCAAAUGGUAAAACAGUGGUGGACAGGAGAUUUGCAGAACUUUACAGACAAUGUCAUUGAGUCCUGCACUCGGUUCAUACAUGAUAAAACAAAUACAGGUGGAGAUUACCAUGAGUCUUUCACAAGGGAUCUUCUGGAGAAAAUCAAUGAAUUCCUUCAGCAAAGUUACAAGCAAUACAAAACAAACACAAAGUAUGAGAUUGACUUGAAACUUCAUAUUUGUGGCAUUGCCACAAGGGAGUUCCUGAAAAUGCACAGAAAAUAUCUGUCAGAUAACGAUCCCAAAACUCAGCUGCAGAAAUACAAGACUCAGUACUUGUCAGACUUCCUUGAUUUGUACAAAGAGAGAGACGACUGUCAGCGCAAAGCAACAGAUUUUGCCAGACUUUGCAUCAAACCUGCUGUGGAAGACUACAUCAACAGAUCUCUGGGAAUAGANAACCAGCUGGCAACCUUUGUCAUUGGCUUGAGUGAUGUAACCAUCAUCAACAUCGCAAUGGAGAACGCAAAUGAAAUGAAAGAUGUCUUGCAAAUCACAGCUCAUGCAUUCUUGAGAAUGAAGCAAAUUGGGAAAAAGCCAGUUUGUCAUUUUGUUUACCAAAAUGUUGCAGGAGUCUCAGCUGAUUCCAAGUGCAUGACAGAAAGACAACAUCUCUUGGACCAACUCAAUGAAAUGACUCAAAUUGCAGCUGAAAUGGAAAGACAGCCUUCUUUCAAAGCAUUCACAGAUGUGCUGGACUAUGACAUAGAAAAAAACAACUGGAACAUCCCAGGACUCUGGCAUGGAACCCCUCCAAUGGCACCGGUGAACACAGAUUACAGUGAAGCUGUGGCAGAUUUCAAGAAAAAUCUUUUGGAGUCAAUGAAAAGUGACAGAAGCAAUGAAACCACACAGAUCCCAGAGUUUCUAGAGUGGAUGAAAAGUCUCUGGAAGGCAGUGAAGUACGAGAACUUCAUCUUUAGUUUCAGAAACACUCUUGUGGCUCAUGCCUACGACAACCUCUGCAAACAUUUCAGUCAAUGGGAAUGGGAGUUCAGAAAAGAGAUUCUGUCCUGGCAGGGAGAAGCAGAGACAGAAAUCAAAAAUGCUGACAAUGAAUCUCAACUGGGAACUUGGUCUGAACUGGUGGAAUCCAAAAAAUCUGAAGUGUCCAGCAAAAUUCAAAAUGGACAAAAAAUAAUGACAAAAAAACUGCACGAGUACUACCAAAACAAAGACAGACACGUAAAUCUGAUAGAAAAGUACAAAACUGACUUCAUCAAAAGUAUCGAUAGUCUUGCGAAGGAAACUCAACGAUCUGUGGCAACAAAACUAGAUUGCAUCCUUGAGCUAAAAAUAAGUUCAGAAAAAGCUCAGGACAUACAGAGACAAUACAGAGGUGUCAUUGAAGAGAAGGUCAUGAAGCUCCUGAGUGAAUGCAAAGAUGACAAACUGUCUGAUGAAAAGCUGACAGAUGAGUUCGAAGAUAUGUGGGCUAAAGCCACUGCAAAUAUCUCUGGCCUGAAAGAGCGAGAUAUCACAAGAUGUGUACUGAUGCAAUUGAGGAAAAGUUUCUCAAACCGAAAUGUCAAUGAGGAAUUACAGGGCAUUGACCUAAAGGAAGCUGGGAGGGAUCGAUUUGAAACCCACAGAGGCCAUGUCCAGAAAAUGUAUUUCAACCAAAUGGUAAAACACUGGCGGACAGGAGAUUUGCAGAGCUUUACAGACAAUGUCAUUGAGUCCUGCACACGGUUUAUACAUGAUAAAGCAAAUACAGAUGGAGAUUACCAUGACUCUUUCACAAUGGAUCUUCUGGAGAAAAUCAAUGAAUUCCUUCAGCAAAGUGACAAGCAACACAAAACAAACACAAAGUAUGAGAUUGAACUGAAACUUCAUAUUUGUGGCAUUGCCACAAGGGAGUUCCUGAAAAUGCACAGAAAAUAUCUGUCAGAUAACGAUCCCAACACUCAGCUGCAGAAGUACAAGACUCAGUACUUGUCAGACUUUCUUGACUUGUACAAAGCGAGAGACGACUGUCAGCUCAAAGCAACAGAUUUUGCCAGAUUUUGCAUCAAACCUGCUGUGGAAGACUACAUCAACAGAUCUCUGGGAAUAGACAUUGUGGAAGAAAUGUUGUCAAGCAGCCAUUCAGUACAGUACAGUUCCCGCUCCUUCUUCCAGUACAACAUUCAGAAAGAGUUACUGCAUAAAGAAGACUUCAAGAGUUUUGUCAAGUACAUCUGUAACUAUGAAAAUUAUGUGAAGGACUGGAUAUAUCAGCACAUUCAGCAGAAAAUGUCUGAAGACAAGAGUUUGUACAAACUGAAGAACAAGAAUCUACAGAUCAUUGUUAAAAAAGUAACAGAAGCCCUUGAACAAGCCUCAAAAGGAGAGAAUGGUGUUCUGCUGCCAGAUAACACAGAAAGCAUCAAAGAGCUCAUCAGCAACAUGCGCAAAUAUCUGAUUAAAGACAUCUCACUUUCAGUGGAGGCAGAACAAACCAUCCUGUUUCAAAUCAAAAGCACAUGUCAUCCAUUCAUCAAAAGUCUCAAGAAUUCAAUACAAGACUUGAGAGAACAGCUUCAGGAGGAAUUCUCAAACCCUGAUGAUAUCAUCGAGACCCUUGCCAAACUUCCAAUCAAACCACAAGAUGAGCUUUUUAAACGAGUGUUUGGUUGUGGACAACGAUGUCCAUUUUGUAAAGUUCCCUGUGAGGCUGGAGGCAAAGAACACAAGCAGCAUCAUGCAGCUUUGCAUUGGCCACAAGGUCUGGGUGGAUACUGCUAUGAAGACAGUGGUAAACUGAUGGAAACACUGUGUACAACUGAUGUGCACAGUGAACGAAAUUUUCAAAACGCAGAUACUAAAUGGGAGUCCAAACCUUUCAAACAGUACACUAAAUACUAUCCAGACUGGCACAUUCCUCCAGAUCCCACCAUAGAAGCAUCUGACUACUGGAAGUAUGUCCUGGUACAGUACAAUGACAAAUUUGCUGAAGAAUAUAAAGCAAAGCCAGCUGAUGUUCCAAAGGCCUGGAGGAGCAUCACAAAGGAACAAGCUCUGAAAGGCUUAAAAGAAGCAUUCAACAUGGUGUGAAUGAACCAGAACAAACAUCUUCAGACAAAACAGCGUUUAAACUUACAAGACUUUUACUGUACAGCUGGACAGUUGAUAAAAAUCUGAGAAUAUGUUUUGUAUCUCAAACUUUAUUAUUUUCUUCAUAUUGUUCUAUUUUCUGUUUUGAUGAUUGUUGUUUUUGAAAGUUUCUUUUUUGUUUAUUGUACAUAACAACAAGUGGUGAAGACAAUGAUGCUGAUGAUGUUGAUGGUCAUGUUUACUUAUUGGCCAUGUGAGACAGAGACUGUCCUUUAUGCCACUAUUUUAGGAUAUCACUUUUUUCAUUUUAUUAUUAAUAUUUACAUGUAAAACAUGUUUAUAUUGUAUUUUUUUGACAAAUCAC